Messenger RNA from Trypanosoma theileri, 1284 nucleotides. RefSeq lists its product as uncharacterized. Gene Ontology annotation, biological process: protein localization to microtubule plus-end; spindle assembly; regulation of microtubule polymerization or depolymerization. The coding region runs from base 1 to 1284 and encodes 427 amino acids. The record is from RefSeq and is a predicted model, not a curated record. Gene Ontology annotation, cellular component: spindle midzone; microtubule plus-end; cytoplasmic microtubule. The transcript has a single exon. NCBI's taxonomy places the organism in Eukaryota, Euglenozoa, Kinetoplastea, Trypanosomatida, Trypanosomatidae. Gene Ontology annotation, molecular function: microtubule plus-end binding.
AUGCCUGGCGGUGUGACAAAAACACAUCCUUCUGGAAGAGGGGAAUUGCUUCUAUGGAUUAAUAGCGUUUGUUCUGCAGAAUAUCCUAGUGUUGAGUCAUUACGUGAUGGUGUGGCAUAUUGUACUGUAGUUGAUGCUGCUGUUAAUCGAGUGGCCGAAAAUUGUAAGGUUCUUGGCUUGCAAAGUGCACAUUCUGCUCAAUCGCGAGCCAGACGAUCUUCACAGUUACUUGGACGUCUUGAUUGGGAUGUGACAUUAACCACUUGUACAAAUCAGGAUCCUUCUUUAGACAGUUUACAGGAGCGUGGUCAGUGUGAGAAGAAUAUUCAAAUAUUACAACUUAUGCUUCGUAGUUGUGUGCCACCAGAAUUAUCGUUGGAGAUAGAUAUUUCACGUCUAGCGUCAGGGAAAUUACAAGAGCAUAUUAUGCUAUUAAAAUGGACGUAUCAAUUCAUGACGAAAAUGUUGAACACAUACUCAAGAUCGGCACUAGAACGCCGUGUAAGUAAUAAUGGAGGUACCGGAUGUGUAGAAGGGGUAAGAAUGACAAGAACCAUGAAACUCCAGCAAAAGAUGGUCCGUGAGAAGUACAGUGAGUUGAGCCCUCUUGAAUUGGCAUCUGAAAAAUUAAAAAAUAAUGAAAUUGGAAAAGACACAGGGGAAAACUAUAAAGUAAUUACAGGAAAGGAAAAAGGUGACGUUAAUGAGCCUGUAGGGUCUGAUCCUUUUCUAAACGUUAAAUAUUCAGUGGCUUCUUCUAUCGAAAAUAGAGAGGAUAUAGUACCAGAAUCUCAGUCAUUACAUUCGAGAAAAAUGAAAAGAUAUUGUAAUGAUCCAUCUAAACAAGUUCUUCUUCCUGAUGCAAAAUCUAAUGAUAUUUGCUCUUCUUCAAUAGAUUACAUGCAGUUCUCGUCGCUUGCUGUACCUAAUCAAUACUAUUCUAUUUUGAAUGAUUUAAGAAGAGACAUCGAGUCUUAUGAGGAAUUUGUUCUUGCUGCUCAUAGACGGCAUCAACAAUGUUUAACGUCUUCUCAAACUGAAGAAGAGGAUUAUGCUAGCGAUUAUGGUUUUCUUGUUGAGGAAUUAUUACCCAAGAAGGCACCCAUAAUAUCCCUAGAACAACUUGGUGUGCUAUUAGAGGAAAGAGAUAAACUGUGGCAGACUCUGGAAGUACUCCAUGACGCUAUCGCACAGUGUGCGUUUGUUGAAAGCAAAGAAAAUAGAACCACUAUUACCAGUUCACCUUUAAUGAUGAAAAUUCUUUCUGUACUAUCCAUAUCAUAA